AUGUUAUCACUACCACGCGAAGGAUUCACAAUCGACUUUGUGGGCUCUGUAGCCCGCAGCACCAUUCUGAACCCCUUUGUUCUGAUACCGCUUACCGCAAGCUACUACAUGCUCAUGCCUACAUACUCGACUGCAUCCAGUAUUUUUGUGACAGUCAUUCCUAUGCUCACUGCGCUGACUCUGUAUCUCCGCAUCACCGAUUUUUUGAACAAAAAGUACCAUAAUAAGUGGGCUAGCGAUUCGACGUGGGAUUGGGAGAAAGAGAUCGUCGUCAUAACGGGUGGUAGUGGCGGUAUCGGCGCCCAUCUCGCGCAACAGCUUCAUCGUGGACGAUCUAAUCCCACCCUCAUCAUCGUGGACUGUAUUCCGUUGACAUGGACUCCUCUAGAUGGCCAGCGCGUCUUUUACUACCAAUGUGAUCUUGGUAGUAGCUCGCAACUCCGCGAUGUCUGCCAACGCAUCCGCGCAGAUGUUGGACACCCCACGGUGCUUGUGAACAAUGCAGGCAUCUCCCGGGGGGUGACCGUUUGCGAUGGCUCCUAUGCAGAUGUAGAGGCUACUAUCCGCAUCAAUCUUAUAGCUCCGUUUCUGUUAGUGAAGGAGUUUCUCCCAGAGAUGGUCCGUCAGAAUCAUGGCCAUAUUGUUAAUGUGAGCUCCAUGAGCGCCUUUCUUCCGCCAGCGAAAGUGGCUGAUUACGCCGCGACCAAAGCGGGACUGAAGGCCUUUCACGAGGCACUUCAACUGGAGCUAAAAAAUGAACACAAAGCGGACAGAGUCAGGCUAUCAAUUGCCUUCCUCAGUUUUAAACGAACGCCCUUAUUCAAAGGCGAGACUAGCCAGUCAAAUUUCUGGUUCCCCCUUCUGGAUGUAGACUCGGUUAGUGAAGAAAUUGCAAGAGUAUUGUGGAGCGGUUAUGGCAAGACGAUAUUUGUGCCUGGGAUCAUGCGCUACGUUGUGACGAUGGGCUUAGGACCUGGAUGGAUUUGGCGUCUUGUGAGAGAGGGGACUGGUAGGACCCGGGUUGACUUCAAAGGGAGGCAAAGGCUAAACCCCACGUCUGGGGCUUUGCUGUAA
Messenger RNA from Clonostachys rhizophaga, 1074 nucleotides. The record is from the annotation of a GenBank genome assembly. NCBI's taxonomy places the organism in Eukaryota, Fungi, Ascomycota, Sordariomycetes, Hypocreales, Bionectriaceae.